AUGGGGACCUUUGGCCAGGAGCACUGCACUGGCAGGGCCGGUGCCUCAGGCAGCCGGGCCAGCAUCCAGACUGCCCUGAGGACGCUGCUGGCCGUGCCCUGGCCCUCGCAGCGUGAUGUCAGCUCUGCGCUCCAGCUCCUGGCCGUGCUGCAGUGGGUGCUCAGCUUCCUGCUGCUGGGAAUCGUCAGCCUCCUGCUGCUCAUCUACCUGCUGUUCACCAGCCUCUGGCUCAUCCCCGUGCUCUACGUGGCCUGGAUCAUCUUCGACUGGGACACGCCGGAGAAAGGUGGCAGGAGGCUGCCGUGCCUGCGGCGAUGGACCGUGUGGAAGCACUUUCGGGAUUAUUUCCCGGUGAAGCUGGUGAAGACACACGACCUGUCCCCCCGCCACAACUACAUCAUCGGCUCGCACCCCCACGGCAUCCUCUGCGUCGGCGCCUUCUGCAACUUCAUCACGGGCUCCACGGGCUUCGAGGAGCUGUUCCCGGGCAUCCGCUCCUCCCUCACCACGCUGGCCGGGAAUUUCCGCCUGCCCGUGUUUCGGGAGUACCUGAUGAGCGGGGGGCUGUUCCCGGUGACCCGCCGUGCCAUCGGGUACCUGCUGUCCCAGAAAGGAACCGGCAACGCGGUGGCCAUCGUCAUCGGCGGCGCGGCCGAGUCGCUGUCCUGCCGGCCCGGUGUCACCACGCUCAUCCUCAAGAACCGCAAGGGCUUCGUCCGCAUGGCCCUGCGGCACGGGGCCUUCCUCGUCCCCUCCUUCUCCUUUGGGGAGAACGACCUGUUCCGCCAGGUGGUUUUUGAGGAGGGCAGCUGGAUGAGGAGCAUCCAGCGGCGCUUCCAGAAGAUGAUGGGCUUCGCUCCCUGCCUCUUCUACGGCCGCGGGCUCAUCUCCUGCCGCUCCCGCGGCUUGCUGCCCUACGCCAGACCCAUCACCACCGUGGUGGGGGAGCCGCUGGCGGUGCCCAAGGUGGAGAACCCGAGCCGGGAGCUGGUGGAUCGGUACCACGAGCUCUACAUCAGUGCCCUGCUCAAGCUCUUCAACGACAACAAGACCAAGUAUGGGCUGUCCGAGUCAGACGAGCUGCACAUCCUCUGAGUGCCACCAGCACCAGCCCGGUCCUGGCUCAUGAGGGCUUUUGCAGGGGGAAUUUCAGCCAGCCUGGCAUGGGGCACACGCGGGGGACAGUCCCCAGCCUGGCAUUUUGUUCCUCCGACCUGAGGGGAAGUGGGAGGAGAGGGGCAAGUGAGGGGAAGAUUGGGGAAGGCUCCCCCUUGCCAGGGGUUUGGAGGGGCUGUGGGGCAGCUGUUCCCUGCAAGGGGCUGCUGUGGGGCUGGGCCAGCAGCGGGCACGGUCCCCAUGGGACAACCAGGUCACCACAAGCUGAGGGAGGGGUGUCACGGGAGGAGGGAUUGACAUGGGGGUUUUGGGGUUUUUGAUGUGUGGGACCAGCCUAGGGGCACAGCCCACCCUGGGGUGGAAGGGGGACACU
This is a messenger RNA of Catharus ustulatus (Swainson's thrush), 1489 nucleotides long. Its product is annotated as diacylglycerol O-acyltransferase 2-like. The transcript has 8 exons. Gene Ontology annotation, cellular component: endoplasmic reticulum membrane. The record is from RefSeq and is a predicted model, not a curated record. Gene Ontology annotation, biological process: lipid metabolic process. Lineage: Eukaryota; Metazoa; Chordata; Aves; Passeriformes; Turdidae. Bases 1 to 1095 code for a protein of 364 amino acids.